This is a messenger RNA of Sphaeramia orbicularis (orbiculate cardinalfish), 3102 nucleotides long. It is a transcript of the gene gsna, whose product is annotated as gelsolin a. The coding region runs from base 163 to 2382 and encodes 739 amino acids. Gene Ontology annotation, cellular component: cytoplasm; actin cytoskeleton. Gene Ontology annotation, biological process: cell projection assembly; barbed-end actin filament capping; actin filament severing. Lineage: Eukaryota; Metazoa; Chordata; Actinopteri; Kurtiformes; Apogonidae. Gene Ontology annotation, molecular function: actin filament binding; phosphatidylinositol-4,5-bisphosphate binding. The record is from RefSeq and is a predicted model, not a curated record. The transcript has 17 exons.
GGGCCAUAAACAGCGGCUGUGCCUCCGCCGCUCCGCCGUGUCGACGCCUCUCUGCCCCGGCUGCAGCUCACAACACUCAUCGCGGCUCAAAUCCACGCCAGUCCGUCCCAGACCACCAGCCAACAACCGCCACGUCCAGGUCCAGGUCUAGGUCCAGGCAGUAUGGCAGCGCAACACCCAGAGUUUGAUCGAGCCGGACAGAAGCCGGGCCUUCAGGUGUGGAGGGUGGAGAACUUCGACCUGGUGCCAGUCCCCGAGAACCUGUACGGAGGGUUUUACACCGGAGACGCCUACCUCAUCCUCAACACCAUCAAACAGCGCUCCGGGGCUCUGCAGUACGACCUCCACUUCUGGCUCGGUGACUUCUGCACUCAGGAUGAGAGCGGCUCGGCGGCCAUCUUUACUGUCCAAAUGGAUGACUUCCUGGGGGGGAAACCCAUCCAGUACCGAGAGGUCCAGGGACACGAGUCCAAAACAUUUCUGGGAUACUUCAAGUCCGGAAUCAAGUACAUGAAAGGCGGCGUGGCCUCAGGGUUCAAGCAUGUCGUCACCAACGAGGUCACCAUGCAGCGCGUGCUCCAGGUCAAAGGUCGCCGUGCUGUCCGGGCAACGGAGGUGCCGGUCAGCUGGGACAGUUUCAACCAAGGAGACUGUUUCAUCCUCGACCUGGGCAACGAGAUUUAUCAGUGGUGCGGCUCUCAGAGCAACCGCUUCGAGAAGCUGAAGGCGACUCAGGUCGCCAAGGGUAUCCGUGACAAUGAGCGCAGUGGGAGGGCCCGGGUUUACGUCUGUGACGAAGGGAUGGAGAGAGAGAAGAUGAUGGAGGUUUUAGGUCCAAAACCAGAUCUUCCUGCCGGAGCCUCAGAUGACAUCCAGGCCGACGCCUCCAACAGAAAGAGAGCCAAACUGUACAAGGUUUCUAAUUCCACUGGAGACAUGACCAUCGCCCUGGUGGCAGCUGAGAACCCGUUCGCCCAGAGCGCUCUGGAGUCUGGAGACUGUUUUAUCCUGGACCACGGCUCAGAUGGAAAGAUCUUUGUCUGGAAAGGCAAAGACGCCAACAUGGAUGAGCGCAAGGCGGCGAUGAAGGCUGCGGACGAGUUCAUCAAGAAGAUGGGUUAUCCCAAACACACUCAGGUGCAGAUCCUGCCAGAGAUGGGUGAGACGCCGCUCUUCAAGCAGUUCUUCAAAAACUGGCGGGACAAGGAUCAGACGGUGGGACUGGGCGUGGCCUACAUCGCCAACAGCAUCGCCAAGAUCGAGAAGGUGGCCUUCGACGCCUCCACCCUGCACGACUCGGCUGCUAUGGCCGCUCAGCACGGCAUGGUGGAUGACGGCAGCGGCGAGAAACAGAUCUGGCGUAUUGAAGGCUCAGACAAAGUGGCGGUGGAUCCGUCCACAUAUGGACAGUUCUAUGGCGGAGACAGUUACAUCAUCCUGUACAACUACAGUCACGGAGGACGACAGGGACACAUCAUCUACAUGUGGCAGGGCAUGGACUCCAGUCAGGAUGAGAUCGGGGCCUCAGCGAUCCUCGGUGCUCAGUUGGAUGAGGAGCUGGGCGGUGGUCCUGUGCAGGUGGUUGGUGCUCCUAUAACCACUCAGGUGAGGGUGGUGCAGGGUAAGGAGCCGGCCCAUCUCAUGAGUCUGUUCGGGGGGCAGCCCAUGGUGGUCUACAAGGGGGGAACGUCCAGAGAGGGAGGUCAGUCCGCUCCGGCCGAGACCAGACUCUUCCAGGUCCGAUCCAACUCGGCAGGACACACCAGAGCUGUGGAGGUUGAUGCCGUCGCCUCCAGCCUGAACUCCAACGAUGCUUUUAUUCUGGCGAGCCCCGGCGGCUGCUUCCUGUGGGUGGGCGUGGGCGCCAGCGACACAGAGAAGCAAGGCUCCCAGCAGCUGUGCGACAUCCUGGGGGUGUCGGCCUCCGAACUAUCAGAGGGAGGAGAGACCGAUCAGUUCUGGGAGAUUCUGGGUGGGAAGACAGAAUAUCGCACGUCCACCAGACUCAAGGACAAGAUGGACGCCCACCCGCCCAGACUCUUCGCCUGCUCCAAUAAGACCGGAAACUUUAUCAUCGAGGAGGUUCCCGGGGAGAUGACCCAGGACGACCUGGCCACCGAUGACGUGAUGAUCCUGGACACCUGGGAGCAGGUGUUUGUCUGGAUCGGUAAUGAGGCCCAGGAGGAGGAGAAGACUGAGGCCAUGGCAUCUGCGGUCCGUUACAUCGAGACGGAUCCGGCCAACAGAGACCGCCGAACGCCCAUCGUCAAGCUCAAACAGGGCUUCGAGCCGCCCACGUUCACCGGCUGGUUCCUGGGCUGGGACCACGACUACUGGACCACGGACCCCCUGGAGCGGGCCAUGGCCGAACUGUCACUGUGAGCGCCGCCCGACGAGCCCCUCCCACCGUCGAUCCACACCCCAGCUCUAUCAGCCCUGACCUUUGACCCCGCUGCUCUGCUGCGAGAACUGAGCUCCGAUUAUAGACUUUUCCAACUGCCAAUAAUAUCUGUUUUGGUUUUUUUUACCUUUUUUCUUUUGUUUUUAACAGGUACAAGUCAGAGAAGCCAUGUUUGAUUUCACGUUGUCCCUUUACCGAUACAGAUAGAGGCAGAUCUCAGAAACAUGAGCUUCAUGUUGGUUUUUGCACUAAACAGUCUGCUCUGACAUUUACUGAAGCCAGUUUUCUUUGUUUUUAUAUUUUGACAAUAAAACCCGUUCACUAGUGAAAAGAAAUGAAGUUAAUCUAGAGUGAGAGCGUGUAGCGCCUUGGCCUAUUGAAACGACAACUCACUGCCAAAAACACAUCACCUUUACAAGCAAUACAACUGAUGCCUUAAUAGCUGUUCCUUCACUUCCGUAAACCUGUUUUUGUUACUGUUCCAGUUUAAAGAUGCCUUUAUAAAGUGAGUUCACCUUCACGUAUGUAUUUAUUAUUUUAAAGAUGCCAUAGAUAUGAUGCCCAGGAUGCCUGCGUGAUGUUGCCGUGGCCAACGUUUUACAGGAAACUGACGCUUUGCUGCUUUAUGAACUAGUUUGACACUUUCUGAGGUUUCCCUCUGCCUUGCUUCCAUUUCAAUAAAACCCAAUGUAAAAACACAA